CCUCCUCUGACGGUUCGUUAAAUCUCGGCCCUCGUUCGGAGAUGCUCGCGAGAUGCUGGCAACGAUUGUGUUCACGUCCGGGAGAGAGGCACCGUGACUGGGACGACGAGAUGGAACGCUCCUUCCCGCACCGAAACGUUCUCGGCAGUCAGUUCAAGAUGUGAUCAUCACACCACAUCAUCAUUUGAAUCAGUUUCUAUAGCAACGAAAAUAUCAGAGUUUCAUCUUUUGAAAAAACUCCCAUUACCACAAUGCAGUCCUCCAGCUGCUCCUCUCAGCCUGCCAAGCCACGGCGUUUUGAUGUCAGCAGGCGGGCCGCUACCUUACCUGGGCCGAGGUUUCGUGGUGUUCAGAAGGAGGAUAAAAACAUGAACACCAUCUCUUCAUCCUCCCCUCGACGGGUGACAAGAGGUCCCGUCGCUCCCCCCAGGACCAGGCCGGCGGUGCAGCCUCGUGCGCCGCUAAGCCAAAGUAAGUUUGGCGCUCAAAAAGCUAGCACGGCCAUCUCCAAAUCAGCUAAACCCAAACCCAAGAGCGUCCGUGCAUCUGUGGCAACCCAAAUCGCAUCUCCUCUUCCGCCACCUCCCGCCGUUCUCCCUCUCGACCCCAACUGCAACGAGCCGAGCCUCCCGUGUCUGUGCUGUGACGGGCGCUCGCCGCAGGACAACAACAGCAUGUUCAACCAUAACCACAACAACAACAACACCGUUUCUCUUAGGCAUCAACUGCAGCUUCCUCCGCCGCCUCCGGCUGUAGUACCACUGAGACGAGACGGGACGGGGGCCAAGGAGCUGCCCUCUCAAGUGGAGGCUCCCAUCCUAGAGCCUGCGCCGCAACUUGCCGCCAGUGAUGCCAAAAAAGCAGACAUGGAUGAUCAGAAAUAUGUCAAAUCAGAGGAAGAGGACGAUGAGAGCAGCAGUGGUGAUAUCGAUAUUGAUGACGAGGACGACGGUGAUCGCGAUGAUGACGAUGAUGAUGACACCCUGGUGCCCUCGUGCUGCGACUGCCCGCCAUCCCUUCUGGAGUUCUCGCUCUCCUCUUCUACCUCGUCCUCCUCUACUUCCAUCAGCUCCUGCUCUGAUUUGGAGUCCGACUGUGCGGAUCAAUACACCUCCCAAAACCAAUCAAUCAAGGACUCUUCUCCUGAAUGUCAGCCGCCUGCACGGUCGCUCCCCGCCUUACCUCUCGACCGGGGCCACUUGUCUGUAACGUCACACACCCCAAUUUCAUCCCCAGAUGAGGGUUACCCCUCUGCCCUGGACACCCCUUCUCCUGACUAUUUGGGAGUCAAAGGCGAUUCUGAAGUUACAAAACUGGGUUUGCUCGACUUCCUGGAAUCGGUCGGGGAGUUUGGUAAAAUGGAACGCUUCAGCCAGGUGAUCCAAGUGGCCCGCUGGGAUUUGGAGGGUGAGCAGAAUUGGGAUGUCUUAAGAGAUCGGUUAGAUCACAUGGAUCGCUUGGAGAAGGUCAACAGGGAAGUAAAACUGUCCUACAUCGCCAGACUCCACGAGAAGGGGUUUGAUCUGGGGGAUCUGGAAGAGCGGGACCUAUCAGACGUCAUGGAUGAAAUGGGAAACAUCGACAUCGGCUGGAAGUUGUAUAAAACCCGAGGGGGGUUCAUGGGAGAAUCUCAAGAGUUCUCUGACGCAGGGGUUGACCUCACCGCUCCGUCGGAUUGCGAUGACCCUCUUGCUCCUGACUCCCUUACGCCUUCCCCGGCUGAGCCACCGCCUCGGCCACCGAAACCUCCAGCACGUCACGCCAGCGUCAACUCCGACCUUCACACCUACAUCAACAUCAGCCGGGAGACCACCUCCAUGGCCCUUACCACCUCUCCCACCUUGUCCACCUUCUCUCCCAACUCCUCUUCUCCCACGUUCUCCACCUUUCGCUGCGAGAAGCCUUUGCCCCUGUCACCACCAUCCAUCCCUCCUCUCCCUGUCUCUAAACCAGUCUCAUACCUCACCCUUUACACUACUUCCUCUCCCUCAGUCCCCACCCCUACUCCUCCUAUUCCCCCACCUCGAAGGCGACACCUUGCCAGGAAGGAGGCACAGCGCCUCGCUGCCCUUCAAGUAGAACAGGAAAAGACCCCACUGUCCUUACCGCCUCCGACUACACGGCCCCCUCCUUUGCCUCCUCCGCCGGUUAUCUCUUCCUCUCUGCCUCCUCCAAGUGUACCUCCACCUGCCCUUCCUCCUCCGCCUUCCUUUCAUGCUCUGGAUGUGGAAAUCCGGAAGCUCUUGAUGCUUGCAGGGUUGACUCAGGCUGAGCUCCUCAAGCUGAGCCCAGAGCUCGGCGACUGCGUUGGGACUUUAGAGGAGGAGGUUGACCGAGAGCCAGUGGAGUUCAGACUAAAGGAGGAGGAAGCCGUGGAUGGAUGGAGCAGCAGAAGCAAACUGGUGAGGGAUGGAGAGGCAGUUUUUCCAGAUGAAGUGAAGACAGAAGCCCAAAGAACCACCUCAUUCUCUGAGAUGGCACGAAGAAGGAAGAAGAACAGUAGUCUGACAUCGGACACCUACUACAGCACCAGCUUCAGUAACAUGCAUGAACCUAAACCUAAUAACUUUGAGUCCUGCCGCUAUGCAGGCAAGGCACUCGAUCCACCUGCUCCUCCUCCUCCUCCUCGUCCCUUACCCCCAAUACCCCCAAGUGUGCCACCUCUCAAAGUCAGCACUCUAAAAGCUAACUCUGCACAGCCUGAACGCUUUGAUUGGCUCAUAGCAUUCACCCCCGAUGGGGACGCCCCACCUCAGUCCACCGAAAUGAGAAAACUUCAUGUAGAAACGGCAAAGAAGAGCCUCACAGCACCAAAGGUCACCAGCUUUAAAGAGCUGCGCUACCGCAACAAGAGUGGCGCCCCUGCAACCAGGGUGAUCACCGACCCGGACCCUGAUCCCACCGUCAUCACACCUGACCCCGACAUACUGUACAACCUGAAGUGGAGACGGGAGAAGGAGGGCAGCGGGGGCAGCCAGUGGGAGUACACUUCACAGGCUCAGGCCCUGUUCAUGCAGCCCCCCCCAGCCCUCACCUCUAUGGCGGCGCUGAAGGAAAUGCUCCAGAGGGCAGACGAGGAGAGCGGGAAAAGAAGCGACAAGAUGGGCUGCUCGGUUAGCGAGAGCAGCCUAUGGACCGUGAGCAGAGAGUGGGAGCGUGAAGAUGCGAAAAGGGAGAAGGAAGGGUGGGAAGAAGAUGAGGCGGAGGUGCGAGGACAAGCAGAUGGAGGGAGGACUCUUGAAUCAAGAACCACUGUUUCCUCCCCCCCACUGUCCCUUACCCGGCCCCCUCAGCCCUACUUCCUGCAUAAUGCCCCUGUUUCCUGCCACCCAGGUCAUGUCCAUAUAAAUUCCCGGCCACACGCCCAUGUUGGGAGAGAGUCUUUAGACCUUCAGUGGGCUCAAGCUGACACUGAUUCUGUGUUCCAUUGUGAAAGGAGGGAUGAUUUAGACUCACACAACUGUGGGAAGGAAUUUAAGCAAAACACAGCAAAACAAGAUUUCAGUCAUUACAGAAUUAAUGACAGUUGGGACUCUCAGCCUAAUCUGGACUCCCUCUAUUGCAGUGAUAAGACAAGCAUCACAGUUACGAAUGCUGCACCGGGCUGCACCACCCCAUAUAAGAACAUAGAUGUCAUGAUGACUUAUUCAUGCAAUCCAAAGAAACCAACAGACUAUAAUGCUAACAAGACCAGGGCCUCCAAAGAGCUUCCCCCUCUGCCCACCUACUACCUGUACCGCUCCAAGAACUGCCCACUGCAUGGGGGCUCCCCUCCUCGCCUCUCCCCAGUAGGAGCCCUCUCUCCUCCUCAGCGUUCAGGGGCGGGCUCCAACCUCAGCUCGCCGUUUUUCCCCCGCUCGCACACACUGCCCACCCUCGCCGCUCCCCCCUACUACCCUAACCUUUAUGCUCCUAUACCCCCCCAUGCUCCCCCUCUGCCCCCAAAACUCUACCAGGCGUCACGGCAGCCUCGCGUGGCCACUGUCCGCAGUGUGUCGUUCGGCGGAGCUGUGCAGCGAGGUGAAGCAUCCUGGAUGGGUGAAGAUGUGCCGCAUCCAAUGAGAGGUCUCGGCCUGUCCUCUCUGCACCUGCUGGAAAAGAGAGCUCUCGUCAGUGCAGUCAGCGUGGCAGUGGAGGCCGUCUUGGCCCAGUUUAGUUCUUCUCGGACGGUGGUUCAGAAGGCCUUAUCGGGAGACAGCACUGUAAAUCCAUCGCUGGGUCGUCUAGUGCUGCAGUGCCUCUGCCCCGCCCUGCACAGCCUGCUGACAGACGGCCUCAAGCCCCACCAGAGUGACCUGAUUGCAGGCAGAAGGCCAACUUCAGCCUGGAGCCUGGUCCAGGCUUCAACCCGGCCAGGACCUAAAACACAGGCUCUGUUCAACCUUCAAGUUAGAGUUGGAGAGCUGCCUCAGCUUAAGCAGAACAAACAUCGCUUCAAUGCAUUCCUACUUGGAUUACUUAACUCAAAGCAACUUGAUUUCUGGGUGUCUCAUGUUCAGUCUUGCAGUGAUGUACUGGACACAUACUACCGUCCGACCUCCUUCAUGCGUCUGUCGCUGACCGCCUGCCAGCCUCUGUUCGACGAGCUGCUCCUCGUCCUGCAGCCUCUCAGCCUGCUGACCUUCAACCUGGACCUGCUUUUUCAGCAUCACCAACUCGACCCCCACAGCCCCGCUCCGAAGGUGCGCAGCCCACCCGGUCAGGAUGCAGGACUAAAGUCAUCACGGUCUGAGAUGAGAGGCGGCAGGUAUAUGGAGAGCCUCUCGGAGGUAGACUUUGCAAGUCCAGAACAUCAGGUAGCUUCAGCAGCUACUCCAAACAGUGGGGGGUCAUUGGAGUCUAGUGAUAGCAAUACUCCACCCACUCUGAGCCACACAAGUCCUCAGCUGAUGUGGGUCCAGGAGAAGAGGAUUGGUGAACUACCGCCUCCAAAUCUUGAAGAGGAGAGUCUUGCUCAGCAGGCUGGACAGGUGAUCCAGCAGGGGUGGGGCGCUGUGAUGCGCUGGGGAGGCAGACUGAGCCAGAACUUGGCCGAGCUCAAUCUGUCCACUGGGAGAACGGCUCUGCCGGAUCACCAAGACCAGGAGGGCAGUGACUUUGUCCCGGUCAGCUCUGUCGCUCAGGUGCCCUGGGGUCUGGGUCGCCUCUUUGGUGCUACCCCCAAAAGCCCCAACAGUCCAGUGGGUCACGCUCCAUCACCCAGGCGGCCCUCUCAGUGGUUGGCUCCCAGUGUCACAGCGCUGACCCGAAUGGUGAGCAGCACUUCUGUCCCGCUGUUAAGGAAGACGCUGGAACCACAGGGGGAGAGCGAGACCUCGUCUGAGAGAGCGCCUGACUCGCUGGAGAUGAUGGACAGACCCAAAUCUCACAGGUCGGUGCGAACGCUGUGCGACCACGCCGGGACGGGCUCGGAGCUCAGCUUCUGCAAGGGGGAGGAGCUGCUAGUCUUAGGGGGUGUUGACCAAGACUGGAUCCGCUGUCGUCAGGGAGACAGAGAGGGGCUGGUACCUAUUGGCUACACUUCGCUCAUCAUGUGACACCGUUAACUGCUGGGCGCCAUGAAUUAAAGAUGAAAACAACAACAGAAAUACAUAAGCGGAAGAAAAUAUUCUUGGGCAAAUGCUGAGAGGUUCUGAUGAGGUUCCAGUACUCUUAAAGGGAUGUUUCACCUCUGUUGUAAACCGAUGGUGUCAAAUAACGUAAGCCGUACCAGCUUGUUGUGAAAUAUCCCUUUAAGUGCACUUCCUGCGUUGUUCGCCUUCCUCAGCAGCUGCUGGUCGUAGGGGAAUUAAUCAGCAGCAGUAGGGGUGGGCGAUAAUGCACAUUUUGGUAUUGAUCCGAUACCAAGUUAAUACAGGGCAGAUACCCAUACUGAAACGUUUUACUUGAUAUUGAAUGAUUUUGUGAUUUUUGCCUUUAAUUUGUUGAUCCCGAUUAUGAUCUGAAUAAAACACUGGCAAAAUCAUAUUUUUAUCAACAAUUUAACAAUACAGUGUAAGACAAUGUAACUAUCAACUAAAUAAUACAAGUAUGUCCUUUUAUUAUAUACAAUUGCUUGAGCCAAAUAAAGUCAGUAGAACCAAAUAAGUAAACAAAUAAGCUAUUGGCUCUCCUUCAAAUCCAAACUUCUUAAUUCACUGACUUCGUAAACAAUACAGUAUAUCGAUGUACAGUAUAACUGUAGCAGAAUUAGCAGAUAUGGAAAAUAUUUACUGGUACCGAUCCGAUACUGAUACUGCCCAUUGUAUUGAUAUUUGGAUGGAUACGCCCACCCCUCGUCUUCAGGGUGUCAAAGCAGGGAGCGCAUUGAGAGUACUGUCCCAUGAGCUCCUGUUGUAUACGUGAUCAUAUAGUGAACUAUAGCUGUGUGUACAUCUGUGCAGUAUUGACCUCUCACCCAUCUCCUCCGCUGUUUGACAUUUUACUGCUCUAUUUGACUGUAUAAAUACUAUACAUACAUAUAAAUAUAUAUAUAUAAUAUAUAAAAAGUGAGAUUGAUAUUAUAUUAAGAGGCAAAAGAGCGAACUGGUCGCGGAACACUACGGCGACAAUACAGGCGGGAUUCAUUCUCUCAACAUUUGAGUGGCGGUCAUACAAAUAAAGGUGUACGUGUUUGCGAUAUCCGAUAUCUUCCUUCCCGCGUGCGUGCUUCAUGUAUUGCCAUUGUCUUGAAAUAGCUUCCAAAUUUGGAGUGCAUCCUCAAAUAGUGGCCCCUGCUCUUUGGACGCCGCACCUCAAUUCAUCACCACUCGACGGCGCACCUUGAAUAGACGUCUCUUCGGUUCGGUUUGGUACGCAUAGAAAUGUCACAGCAGCGUUACGGUGCUCAAGACUCCAGUGAGUGAGUUAACGUAAAUAAAGAAGAAAACAAGAUACACGUCUUGAAAUCCUCGAUUUUUUUAGCUGAAUUGCGACAACAACUAGCACACGAUCAACAUCACCUAAUGAAUUAAAACCAACAACAAGUAAAACACACAUCCACGUGCUCUUACAUAGGGAUGGGUACCAAAUUCGGCACUUUUUGUAGGCAACCAACCGAAUUUCACAUAAAAGGUACCACGUUUGGGCACCUAAACGGCACUCUCCUAACAACAUUCAAUUCACAAGAGAAGAAGACCAAGCCAGACGGAGGGGGCGACCUUUACACCAACAAGGAGACAAAUCAAAGGUUCAGAAGCUGAAAUAAGUCAGUUUUAAGUGCGUGUAUGGAUACAAUAAAACCUACCUGUUUAAUAUGUGUCAAUGUGGAAGAAGACACUUUUAAUACGAGUAGAAACGCAUCAAACAGAUGUAUUUUAACACCAAAACUUGAUUUUGUACUCACAAAUGAAUUCAAUUGGAGUGAAAAUCAUACGGGUGUAUUUAGUUAGUCAGUAAUAAGCAUACAACAACAAGAACACGCCAGUAGAUGGUAGUAAAAGUAUGUGAGAACAUUCACAAGCAACAUCUUUCAUCACCUUAUUUAGUAACGUGAGCCUGGACUGUCCAUAAAAAACAUUUGAGAUGUCAGUGACAUCGAAUGAAUCCAGCAAUUACAAGUAAUUCACUGCUAGAAGAAUAGCAAAGUCAGUCUACCACAGUUGCAGUUUCUUUGUUUGCCUCUCAGGGGCACCACAACCGCAAGAACCAAAGCAGGUGUCUUUUAAACACACAUUCAAACAUUACCCACAACACCAAAGAGCUGUAGAAAGUUAUAUUAGUUAGACCGGCCACACAGCAAAUAGCGUGUACUGUAGCUUUGUCUUCUUCGACACACAAAGCCAUCCAGUGACUACAAUUAGGGCCACAUUGCGAAAAAAAAACCCAUCUGAGAUUUUGACAUUAAAGUCGUAAAGUUGCGAGGAUAAAGUCGUAACUUUACUAGAAAAAAGUCGUAAAUUUAUGACAAUAAAGUAUGAUAAAAAAACGCAAUGUUCCGAAAAAAAAGUUGCAAAUUUCUGAGAAUAAAGUGCGAGAAAAAAAGUUUUACAUUUCUGAGAAUAAAGUGCGAGAAAAAAAGUUGUAAUAUUACGAUAGUAAAGUCAUAAAUUUACAAGAAUAAAGUCGUACAUUUACGAGAAAAAAAGUUGUAAUAUUACGAUAAUAAAGUUGUAAAUUUACAAAAAUAAAGUCGUAACAUUAUGAGAACAAAAUUGUAACAUUACGAGAAAAAAAGUCUUAGUGUUACAAGAAUAAAGUCCUAAAUUUACGAGAAAAACAGUUGCAAUACUACGAGAAUAAAAUGGUACAUUUACAAGAAUAAAGUUGUAAUAUUACGAGAAAAAAAGUCAUAAUAUUUGAAGAAUAAAUGCCUGUUACAAAUGUUUUUGGAGUUUUGGAGAAUAAAGUCAUAAUAUAAUGUGUCAGAGGGAAAAUAGAGCAUAGUUCUUCAGGAACUUCAGGCAAGCUUUUAUUUAUAACGUGGCAGCAAAACAGCAGUUGAGCACAGACGGAUUAGCAUGUCUAACCCUUCUCACUUCCGCCUCCCUUACCCCGCCCCCUCCACAUGCCCAAGGCCAAAGGUCCCAGGCAUUGCCUGAGACAGCUAUGAAAAGGGGGAAUUUACGUGACCUUUGGCCUCAGGCAAAGGAAAUAUUUCGACUUUUUUUCUCGUAAAUUUCCGACUUUAUUCUAGUAAAUGUACAACUUUUUUUUCUCAUAAAUCGACAUCGUUAUUCUGGAAAUCUCAGAUUAUAUAUUUUUGUCAAUGUGGCCCUAAUACUCCGUCGUCGUGUUUACAGUACUUCAAUUUGUAAAAUAUUAUACCUUUUAUGAUAUUUUUGCUCCAUCCUCUUUUGCUCAUUUGUUUUCAACUUACCUGUCCUCCAAGGACCCCCAUAACACAAUUUUUCCAGUGGGGAAAGGAACAGAAGUAGUGUACAUAGAGAGGGUUCUAAUUGUAGGUAAGGCUUUUCAUGUUGAAGACAUUUGUGAAACAACUGGGACGUUACGAUGCAAACAGAUGGAUGUUGUUUUGAUAUAUUUGUUAAAGGUUGUAAAUGUAUUAAAUUGGGGGAAAAAUUAAAUUAGUAAAUUAGCAUUUAAUACCACAUAAACACACACAAAAGUACCGAAUAUUGGUAUUGUGUGGGAAUUGGUACCGUAUCUGUUCCAAGGUGAAAGGUACCCAUCCCUAGUCUUACAGCUGAGCAGCGAGCGCUAACCUGAAUCCUAGAGACUUGUCGCUCAGAUCUUAAUCAAGGUCAUGCUUAGAAAAGUGCCUCAAAGUACUUUGUGAGUGGCUUACUACUUGAAAAACGAAAUGUUGGCGAGCUAUCGUAAGGGAAUAGUUAGUUCCGCUUGUAACUGCACUGCUCAUUGGACUCAUUGGACCUAAGAAUUUAAGCACACUGCUAAUUUAUGGCAGUCACACGUUCCAGCUGUCAAUGUAACACUCGUUACCACUCAUCAACAAACUAGCGGUAACCCCACGACACAAAUAAAUCAAUAAAUAAAAGAAUGAAUACCUACUUGUAGUACUCCAGUAAAUCAAGCUGUCCUGGGCCACUAUUUGAAGAAGUACGGUUGAACCUUUUGAGGAUAACAACUGGCUAUCUUUAGCUAAAUCUUCCUACUGGUAAAAAAAAAAACAAAAAACAAAAAAAAACACACACACACACACAGGCUGUGUCUCAAAUGGAGUACUUCCAUCAGUACACUUCAGUGAGUGUACUGCACACUCACUAUUUGGAGGCAUGUUGAGUGCACUGCAUUUUGCCGCACCCAGCGUUUCCCAUACAUUCAUUUACAGUACUUGUCAAGCAGGAGGUGUCAGAAAAGUUACCACAGGGAUAACUGGCUCGUGGCGGCCAAGCGUUCACAGCGACGUCGCUUUUCGAUCCUUCGAUGUCGGCUCUUCCUAUCAUUGUGAAGCAGAAUUCACAGUGUUGGAUUGUUCACCCACUAAGAGGGAACGUGAGACAGGUUAGUUUUACCCGACUGAUGAUGUGUUGUUGAAAUAGUAAUCCUCCGCCACAAAAAGAUCUAGCGCAACCUUUUUUUUUUUUUUUUUAGAUUCACCGCUACCCUCAUAAACACAGCAUAACGGGACUUGUCUCUGUAGUUUGUCGUUACAACUCUCUACAGUAGAUGGCAUUGUAACGUCUCAUACACGCAUACACAACUGACCUGGCCACCUUUUAUAGUGAGGUAUUACUUGUAGAUCAUCAGGGGUGUCCAAUGUGCAACCUGUGCCUGUUUUUAAAAAAAAAAAAUUUAAAUUAUUGGCCCGUGGCACAUUCUGAAAAUAUCAUUUGACAAGAAAACAAACAAAAAAAUUAAUAAAUGUUCAAAGCAGCAGUAAUUCUACAAGAAUAAAGUCCAAAUAUGAAGAGAAAAAAAAAAGAAAAAGAAACAUUUUUUUAACGAGAAUAAUUACGAAGAAUAAUUGUGAGGAAAAAAUAACUAAUAAUAAUAACUAAUAAUUUUAGUAGCAUAAUAAGACAGGGGUUUUUUAAGUCGUAAUAUUAUGAGACACUAUGACGGAGUAUUAGGGCCACAUUGGGAAAAAAAAUCUCAGAUUUUGAGAAUAAAGUCGUACAUUUAUGAGAAAAACAGUUCUAAAUUUACAAGAGUAAAGUUGUACAUUUACGAGGAAAAAAGAAAAAAGGUCGUAAUGAGAAUACCUUUGUAAAUUUAGGAGAAUAAAGUGGUAAAUUUAGGAGAAUAAAGUGGUAAUAUUGCAGUACGUGUCAUGGCUUUUAUGAGAAUAAAGUCGUAGUCUAACAAGACAAAAAAGUCGCAAUAUUUAUGAGAAUAAAUGCAGAAUAUUCCGAAGAAAAAUAAUGUCGUUUUAGUAGCUUAGAGUUUAAAUAUUAAAGAAAAAAAAAUUUGGGGGUGUAAUAUGAGAAACAAAACAAAAAGUUGUCAUUUUUGGAAAAUUAGGUUGGGGGAAAAAUGUAUAAUUUGGGAAUAAAGUCAAAAUAUUAUGGGAAUAAAAUUCAUUACAUAAAAAAAAAAUUGAAAAAAGCAAAUUUGAUGCAAAUAAGAGGCUUUUUCACCAAUGUGACAAAGCUGAGAUGAAAGUAUAUAACUUUUUAGCAUAUCUAUAAAAUAACAACGUGGCAAAGUUGCAUCCUUUCAUCUUCCACUAGGUGGCCCUCGUAGGAAAGAGUUUGGACACCCGUUUGUUAGACGGUACAAUGAGGUGUGCCUCGUGUUCUGUUAUUAAAUGAGCGUUAAAAGCAUGUUGCGCAUUUCUUAUGACGCUCCAUUUACCCGUCCACACACAAACACCGAGCCGGAGUUUUGCGUCACACGGCGUACUUGUCCGCGUGAACCCGCUUAAGCGCUCCAAAUACGAAGCCAAAGUACGGAAGUGCGCCAAUUGAGACACAAGCAGUCUUUUAAGUUUGCUCAACACUAUCUGACCUGAAUGCAGCAAUGUAUGUAAUGAUUAUAAUAAUAAUAAUAAUAAUAUUGGCUGGUCAUGUCCUUGUACCUUUUGCAUUGACCCUUUUGACUCUUAACCCCGCCAUGUUCAUCGCUAUAAUUAACGCCAGUGGUAGUAGAAGUGGUUGUGUGGUGGUGGCAGUGAUCUGUUCAUACACAGUACUUUUGCUUUGUGUCAUCUGCUUAGUGAUCCUUCUACUUCUCGAGGCUGUGUGUUGGCCAGAAUUGCACGUGUGCGACAUUGACCUGUACAGUACAGUACCUCUCCUUUGCUAGAAAAGCAUCCGUCCGAGGCCGUCGCUGCUGAGCUGGAGUUGAAUGUUUCUUAUUUUUACUGAUCCAAUCAGCUAUCAGGGAUGUUUUUGUGUGGUGUAGCAUUACUGUCACUAUGGCAACAGUAGCAUACAUUACGUUAGACCGGUGCUCACCACUGAUGACUCAUGUGGUCGCCAUCAAGGAAACAAUCCGUGCACAUUUUUAUUUUCAAUGACCACAAUGCAUUUGUUUGCACGCUUUUAAUUUGUUGGAUGUACUAUUUAUUUAUUUAUUUAUUUAUUUUGUUUUUGAGAGGAAUCACUUGUGGAGCGAGUGUGUGUUCAUGUGUCAGGGGAAGCACAUCCUGGACUUUCACUUGUGUGGAAGUGUGUGUGUGUGUGUGUGUGUGGAAGUGGGCGUGUAGUGUUCAGUAUAGCUUCCUCCUUUCCUCCUCUUCCUCCUCUCUGGUGUCAUGUAGCCCGUAGACAUGCCCCGUGUCCUGUUAGGAUAAUUGCAUAAUAGUGUCACUAGUCACUGUCCACUUCCUGCAUGUGCUUGUUUGUAAAUACACCAAAUAAAACCAUCAGUAUGAACCAAAGCUCUUAGUCGUGUCAUUUUCUUUGAGGCUACCGUGUGAACUCAAUGACAACAACUUGCUUGUAUUCAAAAACUGCAGGAUGUGAAUUCAAUAUAUACAUACAAAGUUUUGUCAUCCAUCCAUUCAUCCAUUUUCUAUACUGCUUCUCCUCAUUAGGGUCGCGGGGCAUGCUGGAGCCUAUCCCAGCUGAUAGGCGGGGUACACCCUGGUUGUGUCAUAACAAUCAGAAAAGAAAUCUACCAAAACAUGUUUGAAACAAAAAAAAAUGUGAUGGUUAUUUAUUUGGCAAACACAGUGGUGUGAAAAAGUGUUUGCCCUCCUUCCUGAUUUCUUAUGUUUUUGCAUGUCUGUCACAUUUAAAUGUUUCAGAUCAUCAAACAAAUGUAAAUAUUAGUCAAUGACAACACAACUGAACACAAAAUGCAGUUUUUAAAUUAAACUUUUUAUUAUUAAGAGAGGAACACAUCCAAACCUACAUGGCCCUGUGUGAAAAAGUGAUUGCCCCCCUGUUAAAACAUAACAGAUUCAUUGAGAUCUAUCUAUCUGGAAAAGGUUACCCUAAGAGGUCACAAAAGACCCCACAACAACAUCCAAAGCAUUGCACUUGCCUCAGUUGAGGUCAGUGUUCAUGACUCCACCAUAAGAAAGACACUGGGCAAAAACGGCCUGCAUGGCAGAGUUCCAAGACCAAAACCACUGCUGAACAAAAACAACAUUAAGGCUUGUCUCAAUUUUGCCAGAAAACAUCUUGAUGAUCCCCAAGACCUUUGGGAAAAUACUCUGUGGUCUGACGAGACAAAAGUUGAACUUUUUGGAAGGUGUGUGUCCCAUUACAUCUGGCGUAAAAGUGUAAAAGAAAUAAAAAGACCAUCAUACCAACAGUAAAAUAUGGUGGUGGUAGCGUGAUGGUCUGGGCUGUAUUGCUGCUUCAGGACCUGGAAAACUUGCUGUGAUAAAUGGAACCAUGAAUUCUGCUGUCUACCAAAAAAUGCUGAAGGAGAAUGUCCGGCCAUCUGAUGGGGACCUCAAGCUGAAACCAACUUGGGUUCUGCAGCAGGACAAUGAUCCAAAACACACCAGCAAGUCCACCUCUGAAUGGCUGAAGAAAAACAAAAUGAAGACUUUGGAGUGGCCUAGUCCAAGUCCUGACCUGAAUCCUAUUGAGAUGCUGUGGCAUGACCUUAACAAUAAAAAGUUUAAUUUAAAACUGCCUUUUGUGUUCAGUUGUGUUGUCAUUGACUAAUAUUUGAAUUAGUUAGAUUUUUAACAUUUAAGUGUGACAAACGUACAAAAAAAUAAAUAAAUGUGGAAGGGGGCAAUCUUUUUCACACCACUGAAAAUGUCUUUUUCACAAAUAAUAUUAGAAAAUAAUAAGUAAGAUAUAAUAUCAGAGCUUGAGGUGUCUUUUCUGUUUCGGAAUUCAAAUAAGUAAUUAAAAGAAUAAUGUGUUAAAAUCAAUGUUGCUGCCAGCGACUGACACAUCUCAGGGCCUAACAAUA
Messenger RNA from Dunckerocampus dactyliophorus (ringed pipefish), 13722 nucleotides. It is a transcript of the gene rusc1, whose product is annotated as RUN and SH3 domain containing 1. The record is from RefSeq and is a predicted model, not a curated record. Bases 252 to 5537 code for a protein of 1761 amino acids. Gene Ontology annotation, cellular component: cytoplasmic vesicle. The transcript is spliced from 12 exons. Lineage: Eukaryota; Metazoa; Chordata; Actinopteri; Syngnathiformes; Syngnathidae. Gene Ontology annotation, molecular function: protein binding.